ACACUCUACCGCGGCGUAGCCCUUGUCUUUUCGCAAGUCUUGCUUUGCUUCUGCGUUGCGCAAAAAUGGUCCUUGUUGAUAAAGCUCUACAGCUACUAAUAUGGAUUUGCACCACCCACCGUCGUGCAGUCGUCCUGGCCCUGGUACUAGGCCUUGUCAUACAAUUCAUCAUUCGUUUCUUCCGCAAAGCAUUUAGCAAACGGGGGCCAAAUCCCUUCGCUCGUGAUACUCGAAGGGCCCCAGAGCCUCUCGUCUUGGAUCAGAGCGAGCGCGAUAGAAUCCUCAAGCAAGGGUUUGUGGCAAAGAAGAUACCGGAUGAGGUAGAUGCAGUGGUGAUAGGUAGCGGAAUCGGAGGCAUGACUUGUGCUUCCCUCCUAGCCAAGACUGGGAAGAAAAUCCUGGUAUUAGAACAACAUGAUCAAGCGGGGGGGUGUUGUCACACAUUCCACGAGAAAGGCUUUGAAUUCGACAGUGGCAUCCACUACAUUGGUGAGAUGAUGUCAAACAGUGCUAUCAAGUUUCUGAUUGACCAAAUAACAGACGGACAACUUUUAUGGUCCCCACUAGAGAAACACUAUGACACUGUGGCAAUUGGGGAUAUGGCUAAGCCAAAGCUUUUUCCUAUCAUGAGUGGGCGUGAAGAAUUUAGAAAUGCACUGUAUGAGAAGUUUCCUAAGGAGAAAAAGGCAAUUGACCAGUACAUAGUUCUACUUAAGGAAGCCAGGAAAAACAUGGUUGGACUGGUGACCAUCAAGUCUCUCCCCAAGUGGCUUGGAAACUUACUAAUAAGGACUGGGUUGGUUCAUUAUGUCACUGGGUACUUCAAAAUGUCUGCCAAGUCCUUGACCCAUGUGUUGAAUGAGCUGACGAGUGACAAGGAUCUCAAGGCUGUCCUCGCCUACUGCUUUGGGGAUUAUGGCACCUUGCCAGCCGAUGCCAGCUUUGCCAUGCAUGCUACUCUUGUGAACCACUUCUUGUAUGGGUGUGCCUAUCCGCGUGGGGGAGCUAGUGAGAUUGCAUUCCACAUCAUUAGAUCUCUUCAAAAAAACAACAGUACCAUUCUAGUACGAGCAAAUGUCAAGCAGAUUCUUCUUGAUGAGACUACUGGAUCUGUGAAAGGGGUUCGUGUUGAAAAGAAGUCUGGGGACAUUGACAUUUAUGCCCCACUGGUGGUUUCUGGAGCAGGGUUCUUCAACACUUACAAGAAGCUGCUUCCUCAGUCAGUGUCUCCUCUGAAGCAGGUGCUGUCUGAAACACGUGGAAUCCAGCAUGGAAUAGGAGCCAUGUCAGUCUAUGUAGGGCUGCAUGGAACAAAGGAGGAGCUGGGCCUCAAGGCGCGCAACAUGUGGGCCUUUACUGGGAAUGAUCUGGAUAGCAUCUGCAGUGAGUACCUUGGCCUGGAUGGAGAUGCUGCUGGUAACGAGGAUAUACCUCUCCUAUUCAUCUCAUUCCCGUCCACUAAGGACCCCGAGUGGGACAAGAGGCAUCCUGGCAAGUCUACCUGUACAAUCAUCACUCUCGCACGCUACGAGUGGUUUGAACAAUGGGAGAAUGAGCGCGUCAUGAAACGAGGCGCCGACUACGAGCUACGCAAACAACGUAUCGGUAAGCGCAUGUGGGAACAGACGUGUCGCUUCUUCCCGAAUCUAGAAGACAAGGUGGAGUACUUUGAUGUGGGAAGCCCGGUCAGUAACAAUUACUACAUCGCGUCGCCACGAGGGGAAAUUUAUGGAAUUGACCACAACGUAGAGCGGUUCAGUCCAGAGAGUGCAGUAAACCUCCGGCCCGAGACCGCUAUUCCAGGACUGUACUUGACAGGACAAGACGUGCUGUCGUGUGGUUUUGCCGGCGCCAUGUUCGGCGGCUUGUUUACUGCGUCAACUAUCCUUAACCGAAACCUCAUGGCCGACUUGAUGGAUUUGCGCAAGCGCACUAGCGCAAAGUGAACAAGGAACGUGGCCAUCAUGUCAAUCAUUUUUGAUAAUGAACACGUGAUUUAGCACAUCAUAUACACUUUGAAAAGGAUUGUGAACAGUUCAGUAAUUUAUUUAGAUAAAUUGAAAACAAAUAAAAUGUGGUUUCCGUUGAACCUA
Molecule: messenger RNA, 2093 nt
Organism: Nematostella vectensis (starlet sea anemone)
Lineage: Eukaryota; Metazoa; Cnidaria; Anthozoa; Actiniaria; Edwardsiidae
Product: all-trans-retinol 13,14-reductase
Exons: 6
Coding region: 66-1946 (626 amino acids)
Source: RefSeq, a predicted model, not a curated record